AUGAGUGUCGUUGGAAUCGAUUUCGGAACCCUCAAGACUGUCAUCGCCGUUGCUCGAAACCGCGGUGUCGAUGUUGUCACCAAUGAAGUUUCAAACCGAGCAACUCCUUCCCUAGUAGGAUUCGGACCCAAGUCUCGUUACCUCGGAGAGGCCGCCAAGACCCAGGAAAUCUCCAACCUCAAGAACACUGUCAGCUCCCUCAAGCGUCUUGCUGGCCGACAAUUCAACGACCCCGAUAUUCAGAUUGAGCAGCAAUAUGUGACCGCUCCUCUGGCCGACUGCAAUGGCCAGGUCGGUGCUGAAAUCAACUACCUGGGCAAGAAGGAGAAGUUCACAGCCACUCAGCUGGUCGCUAUGUACUUGAGCAAGAUCAAGCAGACCGCUGGAGCCGAGCUCAAGCUGCCUGUUCAAGACGUCUGCCUAAGUGUCCCUCCUUGGUUCACUGAUGUCCAGCGCCGUGCUCUUAUCGACGCUGCCGAGAUUGCUGGACUCCGUGUUCUCCGUCUCAUCAACGACGGUACAGCCGCCGCUCUUGGCUGGGGCAUCACAAAGCUCGACCUGCCGGCCCCUGAGGAGGCUCCCCGCCGUGUCUGCUUCGUCGAUGUCGGCCACAGCAGCUACACUGUCUCCAUUGUUGAGUUCAAGAAGGGUGAGCUCGCUGUCAAGGCCACAACCUGGGACAAGGAUUUCGGUGGUCGUGACUUCGAUCGCGCUUUGGUUGACCACCUCGCCAAGGAGUUCAAGGGCAAAUACAAGGUCGACAUCAUGACCCACGGCCGUGCCCUUGCCCGUACCAUCGCCGCCGCUGAGAAGACCAAGAAGAUUCUCUCUGCCAACCAACAAGCUCCUGUCAACAUUGAGUCUCUCAUGAACGACAUUGAUGCUUCUGCCAUGAUCACUCGCCAGGAGUUCGAGGCCAUGAUCGAGCCUCUCCUUGCCCGAACCCACCUUCCCCUUGAGGAGGCCCUUGCCCAGGCUAAGCUCACCAAGGAUGAUAUCGAUGUUAUCGAGGUCGUUGGUGGUGGUUCUCGUGUCCCCGCUCUUAAGGAGCGCAUCCAGGAGUUCUUUGGAAAGCCUCUCUCUUUUACUCUUAACGCCGACGAGGCUCUUGCCCGUGGUUCUGCCUUCAGCUGUGCCAUUCUCUCCCCUGUCUUCCGUGUCCGAGACUUCUCCGUCCAGGACAUCAUCAGCUACCCCAUCGAGUUCGCCUGGGAGAAGGCCCCCGAUAUUCCUGACGAGGACACCAGCCUGACUGUCUUCAACAAGGGCAACGUCAUGCCAUCGACCAAGAUCCUUACCUUCUAUCGAAAACAGCCCUUCGAUCUCGAGGCCCGAUACGCCCAGCCUGAGCUACUCCCCGGCAAGACUAACCCCUGGAUUGGCCGUUUCUCUGUCAAGAACGUCAAGGCCGAUGGUAAGGACGACUUCAUGAUUUGCAAACUCAAGGCCCGUGUCAACAUCCACGGCGUCCUGAACGUCGAGACUGGUUACUACGUCGAGGAAGAGGAGGUUGAGGAGGAGGUUAACGAGGAUCCCGAUGCCAUGGAGACCGAUAAGGAUGCCCCCAAGAAGACUCGCAAGGUGAAGAAGCAGGUCCGCAAGGGUGACCUGCCCAUCUCCACAGGCAGUGCCUCUCUUGACGACUCCACCAAGGCCAGCCUUCUCGAGAAGGAGGCUGCCAUGGUUAUGGAGGACAAGCUUGUUGCCGAUACCGAGGAGAAGAAGAACGAGCUCGAGGCUUACAUCUACGACCUCCGUGCCAAACUGGAUGAGCAGUACUCUGAGUUUGCCAGCGAAGAGGAGAAGCAGACCAUCAAGGCCAAGCUUGAGGCCACAGAGGAUUGGCUGUACGAGGAGGGUGAUGAUACCACAAAGGGUGUGUAUGUCGCCAAGAUUGACGAGAUCCGCGCCAUGGCUGGUCCCAUUGUCCAGCGUCACUUUGAGAAAGUCGAGGCUGAACGACAAGCCGCUCUGGAGAAAGCCGAGGCCGAACGGGCUGCGAAGAAGGCUGAGGAGGAUGCUCGCAAGGCUGCGGAAGCCGAGAAAGCCAAUGCAGACCAAGAGAUGAAGGAUGCCGACGCUCCGCAACAGGAGACCGAGGGCUCUGCCGACCCGCAGUAA
This is a messenger RNA of Fusarium mangiferae, 2121 nucleotides long. RefSeq names its product putative heat shock protein Hsp88. Lineage: Eukaryota; Fungi; Ascomycota; Sordariomycetes; Hypocreales; Nectriaceae. The transcript has 6 exons. Gene Ontology annotation, molecular function: ATP-dependent protein folding chaperone; ATP binding. The record is from RefSeq and is a predicted model, not a curated record. Gene Ontology annotation, cellular component: cytosol; nucleus. Bases 1 to 2121 code for a protein of 706 amino acids. Gene Ontology annotation, biological process: protein folding.